UCCCUGAUCGGCGCCGGUGACUUCGGAAGGGGCGUGGCCAGCUGCUCUUAUUUCCGCCCGGACGUUCUCAUUGGGGAAGGACACAGCAGCAGCGGAGGUCUGUGUAGCACGAUCUGAAUAAACGUCACCAUGUCGCAAGCUCUUCUGUCUAAGCCUCAGAUGAGGGGUCUUCUGGCCAAGCGGUUACGAAUCCAUAUUUUUGGAGCCUUUGCUUUCUCAUUAAGUAUUGUCGCAUUAUACAAGUUUGGCGUGGCGGAGCCCAGGAAGAGAGCGUACGCAGACUUCUACAAGAACUACGACGCAGUGAAGACCUUUGAAGCUAUGAGGGAAGCGGGAGUGUUCCAGGGGGUGAGACCAAAGGGCGAAUAAUGCGACCCCUAAUCCCCAGGAAGAUUUCAGUCGGGAACCAAAUCUCCCUCCACAUGGCCUUGGAGCUGGACAUCGUUUAUGUAUAACAUGACUAUAUAAUAUCCAGUGAUGACGCUGGAACGUUUCUACAAUUCUCUGUAAAUGUGCUUAAAUAUAUAACUGAGAACCCG
This is a messenger RNA of Pseudophryne corroboree (corroboree frog), 539 nucleotides long. Its product is annotated as cytochrome c oxidase subunit 6C. The transcript is spliced from 4 exons. Lineage: Eukaryota; Metazoa; Chordata; Amphibia; Anura; Myobatrachidae. Bases 130 to 369 code for a protein of 79 amino acids. The record is from RefSeq and is a predicted model, not a curated record.